Messenger RNA from Medioppia subpectinata, 620 nucleotides. The record is from the annotation of a GenBank genome assembly. Lineage: Eukaryota; Metazoa; Arthropoda; Arachnida; Sarcoptiformes; Oppiidae.
GUAGCUCUGGUUUCACAAUAGGACCCAUCGAUCAGAGCACCACAGAUCGCGUCAUUUAUCAUCGGCUGAAGUGCCCGAUCCCAUACCCGAAGCCAUGAAAUUGCAUUCAGCCAUUCUGUCUAAUGGAGAGGUCGAUAUCGGAGACAUUAAUCUGGCAGAUAUGGACCCCGAGGACAUCAGAUCUGAGUUACGGCGGGUCUACACACAGCUCCAGGUGUUGCGGAAUAAGACGAUGCGAAAGGACAACCCGCACAUCAGUAAGCGCAGGGGUGGCCGCAAAACGCACCGCCGAUUCUCACUGCAGCCCUUCCAUCACAAACAUAAACAACACGAACAAGAGAUGACCGAAAUCUCGCGGACGCCCGAAGAGUCGACGGCGAGUCUGGAGGGCACCACUUCCUGUCAACCGGACGGCCCGUCCGUUGCCGCCCGCUUGGCGUCGGCGACCGCCGUAAUGGCCGACACGGAAGGGAUGGGCAGCGGAUCCGUCAAAGUAUCGCAUAUUAAUCGAAGUCAUUGAAGAAUAUUCUGCGAAGAAUUUUAAUUAAUGAAUAAAUUUUAUUUGUUUUUUUUGUGUUUAUUAUGAAACUUAUUAUGUGUUUAACACAGAAUUUCACACG